AUGUAUUCUUCCAGCAGCAGCGUGUACAAGGUCCUCCGCCCCACCGCCAACCCUGAGCCACUUCGCGGUCACAUCGGUGAUCUCCCGUCUUACGUUCUCCACCGCAUCUUGUACUGGAAGCUGCUGGCGAAUGGCGAAUUGCCUACCAUCGUUGCUUUCAUUCUUACGACGCCUUUCCUUGCUGAGCAGGCCGGCGGCACUCCGCUGCUCACCGCCUGCGGUCUCGACUGA
This is a messenger RNA of Ascochyta rabiei, 231 nucleotides long. RefSeq lists its product as uncharacterized. Lineage: Eukaryota; Fungi; Ascomycota; Dothideomycetes; Pleosporales; Didymellaceae. The record is from RefSeq and is a predicted model, not a curated record. The transcript has a single exon. Bases 1 to 231 code for a protein of 76 amino acids.